Alternaria alternata is the source of this 1666-nucleotide messenger RNA. RefSeq lists its product as hypothetical. The transcript is spliced from 2 exons. NCBI's taxonomy places the organism in Eukaryota, Fungi, Ascomycota, Dothideomycetes, Pleosporales, Pleosporaceae. The record is from RefSeq and is a predicted model, not a curated record. The coding region runs from base 87 to 1451 and encodes 454 amino acids.
AUUCUUUGUCGCGUGCUCGCCCUGUCCUAGCAACAGUCGAUCCCAGUACCCUUGGGCCUGCUGGAAAUACCAAACACCACGCCGCCAUGGGGAAACGCAUGCGAGUUCCAAACUGUACCCACCUAGAUAUGGAUCGCGUCUUCGGCCACGAUCAGCACUGCAGCAUUUGUGGGCGCUCACCUUCCAUCGGGUUCCUCUACGAAUGCAGACAGGAUCAUAAAAUCACAACGCUUCGCACCAUACUAUCAAAAGAGCAUGGAAGAAUCGAGCCGGUCAAGUCGGCACUGCGACAGGAGCUGGAGAGGAUUGGGUUGAGCGAGAGCAUCAUUCGUAAUGCGGAGAGCGGCCACUACACGGCCACGCAACUGAAGAAGCUCAAGGAACUCAAGCUAGAGCUGAAGCAGGUCAUAUCGGACACGCGUCAGGCUACCGAAGCCAGUGAUGUCGUGGCUAGGCUUACGGCUCUGGCGGGAGCGACGUACAGCAUCGAUGGAACUUUCAGUAGCCUGCCCGUCACAGAUUCAAAUUCUCGAGCAUGCGCUCUCAGAGCCUGUCAUAGCUGCCGCCCGUACUAUCGAGAACGUCUGUACAUCGCGUUUCAAGCAGUUGUCAAUGGGGACUUCUCGCCCUUGACAGAAGAUGAUGUAGAAGAACUCCCGGUCAAAUCUGCACAGAUUAUGCGUACCAUUGGCACCAGGGUUCAGUCCUCCAUGACCCUAAACACCACCCCCUCGACGCUGCCCACUUCAGAUUCCUUUGCUACGUCUACAGGCAUUCCGCACACAGCGUCAUCCAACACUACCGAUUCCAGUGAAAUCACAUUCAAGACCACGCAAACCGAUAUAGAUGAGAUCUCUGCACAGCGCCGCCCUCGUCGUAGAUUUUACAGAAUGGGACGCCGUUCUUCCAUCGACAUAGCCCGUUCUCUUUCUCGUGCACCCAGCCUCCUUACACCCCAAGGUCUCAAGUCAGCAGUUCAGGGCAUCUUCCGGCCAGGCCGGGAAUCCAGCUCUGAAGGAUCCAACAUUACCCUUCCACUCCCGCGAACCGGUACAGUUCGUGACAACACCAGUUCUCCAACCGUCGGCGAAUUCGAUCUCGGUGCCUUGCGCCGCGUUAGAAAAGAAAAAGAGCGCAAUGAACUUAGAAACGGGACGUAUGCAGGUGGAUUCGAAGAUGUCGCUGCAAAUACCACAGCGAUCGACGAUGGAUCAGCAGGAAACAGCAACGGCACCGAUUCUGAUUUCUCAGCAUCCUCUUUCACAACCGAUGAGAACGAGAACAUCAAAAUCGAGGGGGUCGCUAUUACAGAGCAAGCAGUCGAGACGCACACAGCUGACAUUGUCGCUCUCAGUGUUCCGGCUACACAGAAGAUGGGGGCUAUGGUCAAAACCGCAGAGGUGAAAGAGCAUGCGGACAUUGGAUUGCAAAGCAUCAUGGCACAGGUGUGAGGAUCACGGGUCGGAAGACUCUGGACAGAACAUAUGCAAGGGCGACGAACCACAAGAUGGAUGAGACGCGUUUUCAUGACUUGAUGAUAGCAGACGAACUAUGCCCGUUCAAAGAGGAUCACGAUUUGGUAACGAAGAUUGGGAGCAAGAGAGUAAUGGCAUCUGUACGUGGUAGCUCUUCUUUUGAUACCCGCAUCCUGUCCGAUGCAUUCAAA